AUGCGCCAGUCUGCCGUUCCAGAGACUCGUAUGCCACUUCGUCAACAUAUUUCCGACAAAAGAAAUGAGUCCGAUCUUCCUGUGGAAUCCCAGGAGGGAGAUGAUAAAGAUGAAUUUCCAGAGGAUAGCUGGGCUGCGUGGUCAUGCUUACUUGGCUCAUUCCUUAUGAUGUUUCCAUCGUUUGGCUUUCAAACUGCCAUCGGAACAGUCCAGGACUACAUCAGCACCCAUCAACUAGCGGAGUAUAGUGUCAGCGAUGUUGGGUGGAUAACAGCCGUGCUCGUCUUCUUGACAUUAUUCCUAGGAGUUCAAGUCGGGCCGCUCUUUGAUCGCUAUGGGCCACGAGUCCUCAUAAUAUGUGGCAGUCUUGCCAAUUUCGCGUGUUACAUCCUUCUGGCACAGUGUACACAGUACUGGCAUUUUAUGCUCUGCCUUGGCGUUCUAGGAGGUAUUUCCUCUGCUGUCAUUACUACAGUUUCAAUCUCGGUUCUUAGUCACUGGUUCUUUCGACGUCGUGGCUUGGCAUCUGGCAUUUGCAUGGCAGGGUCAUCGGCUGGUGGAGUUACUAUUCCUUUGAUGCUCAGAGCACUUUUCCAGAAGUACAGCUGGCUGUGGUCCAUUAGAAUCGUUGCUUUUCAGGCUCUGGGAUGUUACUUGCUUGGCAUGCUCCUAGUGAAAGCACGGCUUCCCAGGAGCAGCAAUAGUAGGGCGACUAUCGAUAUCCGAGCUUUGGCAUCGCCUCGGCUUUGCUUCCUUGCUGUGGCUGUCUUUUCAUUCGAAUUCAUUAUCUUUGGAUGCGCGGCCCUACUUCCUACUUAUGUGCGUUAUGCAGGACUUGAUGAGAAUGUUCAGUACUAUUCCCUGGCGGUCUUGAAUGGCAUGAGUUUUUUUGGCAGAGUAUUACCGGGAUUCGCAGCUGAUCAAGUGGGAAGGUUCAAUAUUCUAUUAUCCAUGGUUUGUGUGACGUUGAUAAUCAUGGCAGGUGUUUGGGUACCGUAUGGAUCCCACGAUGAAGUGACUCUCUAUGUUGUUGUCGCUAUCUUUGGCUUUGGAUCUGGCGGGUGGCUUUCUCUGGCCCCGGUGUGUGCUGGCCAGCUUUGCAGAACGGAAGAGUAUGGUCGCUUUUAUGGAACCGUCUACAGUGUUGCGGCUUUCGGAGUUCUACUCACUGUGCCUGUCGGGGGCAAGUUAAUUCAAUCAACAACUCCUCGUGUCCUGAUUGGAUUCUACUCUGCAGUAUUGCUGAUUGGACUGGUCAAUGUGGUAUUAUCCCGUUGGGCAGUGUUGGACUGGCGCUGGAAAUGGAAGGUCAAAGUUUGA
Molecule: messenger RNA, 1320 nt
Organism: Penicillium verhagenii
Lineage: Eukaryota; Fungi; Ascomycota; Eurotiomycetes; Eurotiales; Aspergillaceae
Product: MCT family MFS transporter
Exons: 2
Coding region: 1-1320 (439 amino acids)
Biological process (GO): transmembrane transport
Cellular component (GO): fungal-type vacuole membrane
Molecular function (GO): transmembrane transporter activity
Source: RefSeq, a predicted model, not a curated record